UCUCUCUGUCCCACACUGGCACUCAACCACCCAGAUACCCCGUCUCACCCUCAGCCUCCUCACCCCCUCCUCCCAAUCUGUGAUAAACUAAGUGAUAGCAGCAGCCCGUCGGACUGUCGGCUAUAAAACACAACAAAUCAUAAAGUGCAGGCAGGGGAAGGCAGAGGUAGGAGGACGGGAGGGAGAACCGUUAGCUGUUAGCCGUUAGCCUCCUUCUACUCCUCCUUCUUCAUCGCGUUGUUGUUGUGUUUGUUUCGUGCCCUCCUGUCCUCCCCUCUCCUCUUCUUCUCCUCUCUUCUCUUCUCCCCCUUUUUCUCGUCUCAUACUUUCUCCCGAUGAGUUCCUAUUUUGUCAACUCCUCUUUCCCGGUGACGCUACCGGGGACGGGUGGAGGCGGCCAGGCGGCGGAGUCAUUCCUGGGUCAGAUCCCGCUCUACUCGUCGGGAUACGCCGCCGACCACUCGCUCAGGCACUACCCGGGGGCAGCGACCGUUACCGCUGCCGCGGCCGUGGCUUACGGUGCGAGCGGCGGCGGCGUGCACCAGGAGAAACCGUAUCCGGCAUCCACCUACUACCAACAGGCGGCCAACGGAGCGUACGGCGGGCACAGAGCAGCGGCAGCAGCGGCGGGGGUCGGUGUAGGGGGUGCGACCGGAGCCUGCGACUAUGCUACAGCGGCGGCGGCAGCGGCUGCGGCCGCUGCCGCUGCUACGAGUUUCUACCGGGACAAGGAGCACCCGUGCAGCCUGGAGGAACACCAGCUCGCGCUGAGCCAGGACGGCAUGCACCGUAAAGCGGAGUGCGCGGGUCUGAGUGGGAAGGGGCUGUUCGGUGAAACGAUGGACGACAAGCACGCGGCGUCAGCGCCAAUUUAUCCGUGGAUGCAGCGGAUGAACUCGUGUAACGGAACCUUCGGCAGCCCCGGGAGGCGCGGCCGACAGACAUACACCCGCUACCAGACUCUCGAGCUGGAGAAGGAGUUCCACUUCAACCGGUACCUCACGCGGCGGCGGCGGAUCGAGAUCGCGCACGCGCUCUGCCUGACAGAGCGGCAGAUCAAGAUCUGGUUCCAGAACCGGAGGAUGAAGUGGAAGAAGGACAACAAACUGAAAAACAUGAGCCUCACCGCCGCCGGCAGCGCCUUCCAACCCUGAAGAAAAUUAACCCUUCAAAAUAAAAAGAAAAAAAAAGAAAGAUCCAUCUCUUUGAAAAGGUUACUACCGUGCACAGACUUCCCGGUAGGGAAAUAAGAGACAAAAAAAAUGAAGAAAAACACAGAAAACAACAGAAGCCAGUGAAGAAGAGAGUGGAAUAAAAGAAGAAGACGUGAUGAAGAAAUAUGUCUAUCACACAGAUUCCAGAUCUAGAUUUCAAAAACACUUCCUUUCAUCUACCGAGUACUGUUCAACAAGCGCAGCACUUUUUAUUUGUUGGUCUUUGGUGUUUAAGGGCAAUGUAAAAAAAAAAAAAAUGACUGUGGUACUUUGCUCUUCUAAAAAAAAGAAACUUAGUGUUCCUGUAUGUUCUCGUCGUUUUUAAAUAGCUGUGUGGAGGAAAGGAGUCGAGGAUAAAUAUGCUACCUAACAUUUCUACCUAUACGUCCUACCUUACAACCUUAUGGCUACCUGUUGUUCAAGGUCUGAAUAUUGUUUGUGUGUCAAAGUGCGAUGUUUUGUAAUUGACAAAGUGCUUUCGAGAAAAGUUAGCAUGUGAGCUCUUAUUCUAAGUUAUUUACUGCAAAUUACACGUGUAUAGUCCAUGAGUCCCCCGCUGCCUCCCCUACCUCCCCCUUCCUCCCUCUCUGUCAGUUACCUUUCAUUCAAAUACUGCUACAAUUUUAAAUGAGGAAGCAGGGGAAGGUGCGAGUGUGUGUGUGUAAAAACAAAUCAGGCCUUCCUACAUCUCCGUAUCCAUCCAUAAUGUUGUGUAUAACUCUAUUAUUCAAAAAAUGUAACUGCAUAUUAUUGUUAUUAUUAUUAUUGUAGGCUAAUUAUUGGAUUCAUGUUCCAAAAGGGAUGUAUAUAGAUAUUGGCAUUUCUAAAUGUACCCAGUUCACUGUGUGUAGUUGCAGUGUGAAUGUGUGUCUGUGUGUGUGAAUGUGAGCGUGAGCGUGUGUGCGCGCAUGUAAGGGGAAUGGCUACCGUCCUGUGAGCUUUCUGCCAAUUAGCUUUUUGUAUUUGUUUGUAACU
Messenger RNA from Seriola dumerili (greater amberjack), 2189 nucleotides. Its product is annotated as homeobox protein Hox-B6a-like. The transcript is spliced from 3 exons. Gene Ontology annotation, biological process: regulation of transcription by RNA polymerase II; anterior/posterior pattern specification. NCBI's taxonomy places the organism in Eukaryota, Metazoa, Chordata, Actinopteri, Carangiformes, Carangidae. Gene Ontology annotation, cellular component: nucleus. The record is from RefSeq and is a predicted model, not a curated record. Bases 336 to 1154 code for a protein of 272 amino acids. Gene Ontology annotation, molecular function: RNA polymerase II cis-regulatory region sequence-specific DNA binding; DNA-binding transcription factor activity, RNA polymerase II-specific.